AUGGUUUUUAAGCAACGUGAUGCCGUACGCCAAACAUGGGGUGCUCGGAAUCGUUACGAUUCUGUCCAAACAGUAUUUGUUGUUGGCAAAACUGCUGAUGAUACCGUACAAAUGGAUGUGCAAAAGGAAAUCGAGAGGCACGGUGAUAUUCUUUAUAUCGAUUCGAUUGAUUCCUACAGAAAUAACACUCGAAAGUUUAUUCAUUCUAUACUCUUCGCUUUCAAACCAGGGAAUGGAUGUCCUUCACCAGAGUUCUUGUUCCUUGUGGACGACGACUAUAUGGUGAACAUAGGUGGAAUCCUUCGUCACUUAUCUGAGGAAAACCGGUAUUUUCACUUGUAUGAAGGAUGGAUGUUCAACACAACACCGUUCCGAUUCCGUAUUCAUAAGCAUGCCGUGAGUUCCAUGUUUGACGGUAUCCUGAACAUGUACCCUUUGAUCGGUAAUGCCGCCAUAACAUCUCAGCCUGGUAGCUGUACUAAAUUGUCACACAACACUGUUGCUCACUUUUAUUUCGCGCUACAGUUAGUUAGGAUUUAUCCAUUCGAUGAUAUCUACGCUGGAAUUCUUGCACAUUUGUUGCGAAUCCGUCCACGGCAUAAUGAGGCCUUUGUAUUUUGGACUCGAUCUAUAAAUGCUGAUGAGUGGAAGCAUGGAAAUGUCUUGGCCGCACACGGUUAUUCACCUGAUCAAUUAAUCCUCGAGUACAACGCAUCGAUUCAUUCUGCAUAG
Molecule: messenger RNA, 732 nt
Organism: Cooperia oncophora
Lineage: Eukaryota; Metazoa; Nematoda; Chromadorea; Rhabditida; Trichostrongylidae
Source: the annotation of a GenBank genome assembly